CCCAUAUCAGCAUCAACACCACUAGCCAUGUCUUCCAAAGACCCCUCACCCUCACAGGAAGGUGAAGGCCCUUGGGAUAAGAAGACCAGUGAGAAGUUUGAAAGGUGAUUCCCCUUUCCAUCGUUGCUCUUCCAACAGUCCUAUUUAUAACGUUGGUUUCGGCAUCUUCCAUUGCAUCAAUCUGACUGCCGUUUUCCUGGUAUACAAUUUAUCACAGCGCUCCAGCUGGAUGUUUAGUUUGGGGAUGGGGAUGCAAGGCUAAUAUUCCAACAGCAAACGGCUCUCGGAAUACUAUGACCCAUGUCAGGAGGCAGCAGAUAGGAGUCUGAAAUGUUUGCACCGAAACGGUGGAGAUAGACAGAUGUGUGCAGACUACUUUACGUGAGUUUUCUACUACCUUACUACAGUGUCCCCUCCACCUCCCUCCUUCAUUUGCUCUUUCUCCAUCUCUUCUUUUUGACUUUCUCGAUUUAUUGGAAAACUUUGGGUGACUGGGGUUCGCUGUCAAGUGGCGAUAAGAACUCUCUUUUCUUAUAUUCAAGUGGAUGACCUUCAAGUGAGGUUGUAUCUUGAGGUCACAUCCGUCCUUUUCAUGCUGCAAGGGUUCCCCAAGUUUGGCUUGACGCGGGUGGUUGAUCUAUGUGAUACCUCUGUUGGUCUUAUCUAUUACCAGCUUCGAGAAUUACACCAAGUUGGGUUGCUGUUUGAUUUGACUCUUUUGCUGAUACGUCUCCCAGUGCAUAUCGAGAUUGCAAGAAACAAUGGGUGAGUGAAAUUUUCCCGUUAUAAUUCUAGGAUUGGUAUUUUGCUCCUCAUGCACUCAUCCGUGCUUCCAGUUCCAAACUGGCCUGGGUUUUGACCGCCUGUUCGGGAGCUAUUAUGGGCUAUGAACGGCUCGCAAGGGUGGACAUAGUGUCAUUCUCUCGUAAACACACCGCUAGUGGGGAGGUCAUGUCAUGGAUGGUUACUGACGUGUCGCGUGCUUCUAGAUUGCAGAUCGAAAGGAGGCCAAAAAGGGAAAGGGAUGGUUUUCAUGACUGACAGCCGCUGCGGGCAUACAUUUGCCAUAAGGCUGGCGGGAUUUGAGUGUAAGAUAUGUACUAUACAUAGGUGGUAGUACACGGAAAAUGGCCUUGGAGGAAUCUGGUGGUUAGGUCCUCGCAUCUUCUUUAUGUCAUUUGGCGAUACAAUUGUAUACUCUCAUGUGAAUGGCUUUGGGAUUGGAAGUUUAUCGUUCUCUUCGAAAGCUAUACGACACCACAUGAUAUUUUGUAUGAUAUAUGGAAAUGAUAAGACGAAUUGCAUGAGGGUGUUUGAAUUGCUUUCCCAGAUAUUCUAGUUCACUACUGAAGUUUUUUCUCAAUGUCACAAGUCAAUUUACUCUUUUCUCCUUCUGGUAAGAGUUUGGGACAAUACUGAUAGAGCGCCCGUGCUGCCAUAUAUUGACCCUUCUGUUACUAGCAUAAUGCACUCUCAUUUCAACUACCUCAACUCAUCUAUAUGCGAAAAUUGUAGACAUUUUUGAAAGGGCAUCUUGCAGGAUUUUAACAGCCGAGACCAAAAGAUAAAUCAGGUCUAGACAAGAGUGGUAGCAAAUUCCGACUUUUUUGGUGUGAAAAAGAAAAGGGCUGUGGGUAAUGUAGUGAGCUCUUACCUACAUAUGGUUCAAGAGUUACUACAGAAUCAUUUUCACAUAAAUGACUAGGCAGGUACAAAGUGGUGAAUUUUGGCCUCAUUGACCCUCCUGGCUAUUAGUGCACGCUCUCGGCGAAUCGGCCAUUUUCUCCCUUGCUGGGAAACUAAAUGCCCUUCACUCACCAACAAAAUUCGCCUACAUACUCAUAAAUCAGCCACAACCCUUCGCCCUUAAUCCCGGACGCCCCGGCAUCCAACAUCCAGAUAGGUUGGCUUUUGAGUUCAAGCCGCAUGAGCUUGCGCUGAUCAGAAGUGGGCGCACAAUGGCGGACCAGAUGAUCAAGGAUCGUCAGGAUGCCCCGAUUUGGAAUGCGAUUGAGGCUAGCAACUAUAAGCAGGCCCUCAAGCUAGUCGAUAAACGGCUGGCCAAAAAACCAAGCGAUUAUCUCCAGGUGAGUCCCUCCUCCUAUCAGUAGACCCCAUGUUGAGUGCGGAAUUCUGCACGAAGAAUCGAUUAUCACGUGACGGAUAUAAAUUUAAAUUUUGAUCUCAGCUGCUGACAUGACGUUUGUAGGCGCUUAAGAUUUUUAUUCGAGCGAGAUCGCCACUGGCUUCUGAGCAGACUGCCGUUCUCGCUCACCUGGAGGAGUUGCCCAAGAGAAAACAGCCUCUUACGGACCUUGAAGCUAUCGAGCUCUAUGAGGAGGCCUAUGGCGAAGUUGUGCCCGAGCCUCGAGAUGACUGGAUUCGGAUAAUUGGUGAAGCACGAUGGCAGUGUGUGAAAGCAACCCCAAAAAAUGAAGACGUUAGCAAAAAGUGUUUCGAAGCGUGUCUUGAAAAGAACGACAUCGAUCAUGCACGGCAGGUGGGUUGAAUCCCUGAUGGAGACAGUGAAGGAGGGAACUAAAGCAUCAAAUGGAUGAAGAAAAAAUGGCAUAGCUAAUUUUAUCUUCAGAUUUCUAACAGCUUGGAGAAGAGCUUCCCGAGCAACCAUGCAUACAUCUUCUGGAAUAUUGCCACCAUGUUUCUCUACAGCGUAAAUCUGGCAAGCCUUCUCAUUAGACACGUCACUAACCCCCUGAUAGGUAUCAUCUUCAUACCCAGAGAAGACACGGAAAUUAUGGGGCACAUUAGCAUUUGCCCAAAUACAAAAACUGGCAGCCGCAACCAAAACAGCCGCAGUAAGCAAAUAGAUUGCCACCCAAGCCUUUUGAUCGGGUAAGAUUAACUCUUUUUGGCAGGAUCCGAAGCAACUUCCACUGCGAUCAAUCCACACGCCCCAGGAAUUGCUCCUCUUGCAUAGGAUAACGGAGACUCUCGGAAAACCAGAACAGAGAUUAGAAUAUCUGCAAGAUCCCAAUCUAGGUCCGGAAUCGGUCAUUGCUAAAAGUGAGUGGCAGUUGUGGAGAUUCAAGUUGAUUCUCCUUGGCGAAGUAAAAAGCUGGCAGGAGUUGUUUGACACUACCCAAUCUUUACUCAAAAGAGCUCGCACAAAAGAUGCAUCUGGUCAGUUAUCAGAAACCGGAUUCAGUGAUUGGAUCGUUUGGGAUUCCUUUAUCCGCUCAGCAAUCGAGUUACAAGGUCACGAGUGAGUUUCUUUAAAUGCUAUUUUACCAUAUCGGAACUAAUAACUUCUAGAUAUAGAGAAGCAGUAGUGGCUGAGGUAGAAGCCCACCAAGAUCCAAAGUGCGAAGUAGACAAGAGCUGGAAACGAAAUGCUUCAUUAGCUUGGGUCAAGAUUUCUUUUGCGAAUACCAACACCUUCGCUCAAAGAUCAGACUCUUCUCAGGAUCGGCUUCCGAUUAUCAUAAAAUACUUGAAACAAUAUGGAACUGCUACUACUGCAUUUACAGAUCUCAAGCCAUACGUUCAGCAGCUGAAUGCUGAUGAACGCAAGCGCUUAUUGGAAAUCUUGACGCAACAUGGAGUCUUUGGAGACCCAGGUCAUUUAGGAUAUACAAAGCCAAAAAAGGGGGAAGCCACCAAGCCCGAAUAUGCAGGAGUAAGUUUUCUUUCUGACUAUUGUUCAAUUCAAGAGAAUGCUAAUGUUUAUUCAACUGUAGUUCAAAACUGAGAAGAAGCUCGCGGAACACAUUAACUCGUACAAAUUGAGAUAUCUUCUCUCGUGUAGUUUACCAGAGCAGGAGCGACAUUCAAAACCAAAACAGCAUGCAGGUCCUACAGAAGCACCGUGCUUUUCAUAUUCCCGGCCUUGUAUUGUAUUCUGCUCCCAAUGUCUUGGAAGUUUUGCGGUUGAUGCUACAAAACUAUACUUGGCCGCAGCUGACGGGGGACGCGAAAGUUGGGAUCUACUUCCAACAGAUAGACAUCCUGCUGAUGAUCUUGUUAUUUUGGCUGCAACUUGUUUGAUCAAGCUUUCUAUGAUCAGCUCCGAAGGAUCAGAAGAUUCUCUUUUGAGCCCAAAGAACUCUUAUAUUCUACAAGCAGUUGCUCUACUUGAACAAGCAGCCAGCAUUUCUCAACCAAAUUCGCAAAUUUGGUUUCUUCUCAUACGACUUUACACUUAUCUAGGUAAUGGAUCGUUAGCCAUGCGUGCCCACCACAACCUCGCCCUCAAGCAGAUUCAACUUGAUACGCUUUCUUAUACACUAUUUGACCGCAUAUCGACCUUUCAUCCACACCGAUUUAGCGCGUCGCAGGAAACGACGUACAGAACUCCUUUGGAAAGCCUCGAAAAGCAACAGAAACUCUAUAGAGGCUCCCGUGGUCAGAUCAGUAGGAACACUUGGCUUUCUUACAAGCAUGGAAGUUAUAAUACGAUUUUCGAGCUCAAGGAGGUUACAGAAAAGCUUGAAUGCUCAUUUUCGGCCGUCAUGUCUGUUGUUGAGAAACGGAGAAUAAAUCGUCUAUUGCCUUCCAAGAGUGUGUCAGAUGGAGGUUACGAUAUCCUUUGUAAGUCUUUUCAAAUUCAUUAGAUCAGCACAAAAACUGACGUUCUUGAUAGCUCCCAAUCCCGAAAGCUUAGAAACGAUGAUUUGCGAUACGAAUGACUAUGAAUCGUUUCCUGAUUAUGAGGGGACUAUCGGAUAUAGUUUUGAGGAGCUUUCUCGCUUUGUACCAGCUCCUUCAGUAAGUUAGCAGACCCAAUUUUCAAGCUUUUCUCUAACGCAUUUCAGGAAUAUCGCACACGUCUAAACCUUGUGUCUGAGAAGCUCCUGCAACUAUUGAUGCCAUCAACAACAACAAAAUCAGUAGAUCAAGCCUCACUGAAAGCGUUCCUCGCUACUCCAUUGGUUUUCCCCAAAGUCAAAGAUCCAUCUACCUACCUCACCAAACCAGAAAAUUGCGCACGGAAAUGUUACGAAGCGAUAUCCAAUAUUCUACAUUCCUCGCUCUCACCCUCAUUCUGGAAAGAGCAGAAAUUCGAGUCCCGACUAGAAGCUCACAACGAGGAUCUUCGUAAUGCCCUAUCAAGUUCACUCGAACUUCUCGCUGGAAUCAAGGACUUAAUACCAGCAUUCGGCCACGUCCUUCAUGCCAUUUUCACCGCACACUCCCUUGCUUUGCAUAUCCUAUCCUUCGUCGACUUUCAAUCCAAGAUACCCAGUAAAGAAAUCCACCCUUCCCAACUCGACGCAAACAAAAAGACGGAGGCGCUUGCACGAGAAAUCAUCCAGAAAACGUUGCAGAUGGUGGGGACUAUCAAGAAAGGAAUGGACGAGGGUGGUUGGAUUGAUAGAGCGCUUGAUAGUGUUACUGGCGCUGAGGGUGCGGGUGGUGUGGGGGAGCUGAUGGAUGGUGGUGCGAUGGAGUUUUGGGCGGGGGAUUUGGUGGAGGGGUGGAGGGAUGGGGUUGUGGGGUUGGGAUUGUUGAAGGAUGUUAGGGGGUAG
Hymenoscyphus albidus is the source of this 5486-nucleotide messenger RNA. The record is from the annotation of a GenBank genome assembly. Lineage: Eukaryota; Fungi; Ascomycota; Leotiomycetes; Helotiales; Helotiaceae.